AUUAAAGAUAUGAUGCUUACUUGUAGGUGUAUGCAAACUAGUCGUUCCUGAAGCAACACUUAACACUCUUAUAAACUGGCACAAAGAGGCUUUACACUUGCAAUUCCUUAGCCGAAUAACUUUCUUCUUCUUGAUUCUAACUUGAGGGCACAAGACAACCGCCCACAACAACAGUUCCAUUCUCCGGCUUCCGGACGCCAUCACAGCGAGCCGUCACACAUAUGAUGCAUUAUUUACAUUAAGGCAUACAUCGAGUAGUUAGCUCAGCUUGUAUGGCGUCAAUCGGGUCCGCGCCGGGCGCGGACCCCUUGCGACCGUCCGCAAAUGCAGCAGCUAAGAAAUGCCUGGAGGACCUGUACGAGAAGCUGGAGGCAACGGUAAAGAAGCGGCUACGCAUCAAGCUGGGCGGCGUGCAAACCGUGGACUGGAGCAAGCUGUCGGUAGCGCUGAACUCGGCGCAGCCCAAGCCCAAGCCGCCCAUCCUGCCCAGCAGCCGGACAUGGCGCACAGACUUGGCGGUGGAGAUGAAGCCGGAGAUUAAGCAGCAACUGCGCGAGGUCUUCAUCAAAUACUGCGGCUGGGGCGACAAACAAAAUUUCAUGUUCAUCAGCCGUUCGCAGUUCAUUCGCUUUGCGCGUGACAUGGGCAUGUGCAACGAGGAGAUUGACGCGCUGGGGCUGUCGGGCCUGUUCGACAAGAUUCUGCUGGGCUCACUGGAUCCGGGCGCCGCCUCGCGUCUGGCCAUGUCGGACUUCGUGCUGGCGGUGACGGGUCUGGGCACCAAGCUGUGCCCCUCGCCCACCGUGCAGGAGUCUUUUGAGACAGUGGUGACACGCUACGUGCUGCCGCGCCUGGGCCAGGCGCUGCCAGAGCCCGACCCCAUCGACUCGGCGUUGCUGCACCUGGACGUGAUGGGCACACUGGAGCGGCUGCGACCCAAGCUGGUGGUGCUGUGGGAGACGUACAUGCAGCAGCAGCACCACUCGGGCACCGGCUCGGGGCACGAUUCGCCCACGGCCGGCAACUCCUCGGGCGGCGGCGAGUACCGGAUGUCGCUUAGCACCUUCCUGCGCUUCGCCGUGGACUUCGAGAUAACAGUGGUGCUGCUGAGUAAGGUGCAGCUGAUCCACUCCUUCAAGAGGUCCAAGUUCGGAGCGCACGACGAGCCUAUUGACUCCAAUCCACACACCCGCAUCAAGCUUAACUUCCAAGAGUGGCUGGACUGCCUGGCGCGCUGCGCCAUGCUGGCGUACGACUACAAGCCGCCGCCGGUGAUUGUGCCCACGCUGGACUUCAAGGCCUGCUAUCACACCAACGCCAAACAGAUGUGGCUGGCGGAGGCGGUGGCGGGCCACCACACGGGCCGCGGCGGGCUGGUGGGCGACGACGACGAGCUGGAUGAGGCCAGCGAGCUGGAGAUGCCGGCGGCGGUGGACUAUGCGCUGGGCAACGAGGACCGGCCACACUACGACGAGGUCAUGAGCCACGCGCCCAGCAUCCGCAUCACACGCAGUGCUGGUCCUGGCGCGGGCCCUGGCCCGCACUCCCCGGGCGCGGCUUCCGUGUAUGGCCGCGACCGGCUGAUCUCGCGUGCCGUCAGCAUUGCGCAGGGCCGCACCCGCACGCAGGAGCCGGGCGGCGCCGAGGCCAUGCUCAUCCACCCCGAGCCCAGCACCAUGCAGCAGGACCCCAACAAGCCCGUGCACUUGCAAAACUUCACAUGCGACUGGGUGGGCAAGCCCGGCCUCACGCUCAGCGAGACGGGUCGACUGCGGCAGCGGUCUUCCGACCCCUUCAUCGCGGCUGGCAUCUACCACACGCAGGUGGGUGUGGACCCCGCCUACGCUGCGCGCGCGGCGGAGAUGGAGGCUGCCCGGCUGGUGCGCGAGCAGCACGUGGAGGCGCUCAAGCUGCACUACCAGGCGGAGCGGCGGCAGGAGAUACGCGACACCACCAAGGCCGCGGCGGCGCGGCGGCAGGACCUGGAGCUGACGUCGGGCCAGGCGCUGGCGCGAGUGAUGGGCUCGUUGGGCGCCAGCAGCAGCAUCAGUGGAGGUGGCAGGGCACGGUCAGGGCGGCGGUCCGUCUCGCCCCAGGAGCAGGACGCAACGGCUGCGGCGGACGGCGUUGCGGCGAUGACCGGCGCGGUAGGGCGGCGGCAAGGCUCGGGUGGCGGGCGGAGAAGCGUGCCGCCGCAAAGCAUGCGGUCAGGGUCAGCGCCCAGGCUGAGCGGCGCCCUGGGGUCAGGGGGCGGCGCUGGCACGGUGGACGGGGGAGGGGCUGGAGGCGGCACGAUCGUGCCUGGGCUGGAGGCGGUGAUGGCGCGUACGGGCGGCAGGUCGGCGCUGCAUGCGGCAACCACGGGCAGUGUCAGCCCGGCCAAGCACAGCCGGACUCUGCUGCAGGAGCUGCAACAGGCGCUGGACGUGGAAAGCAAGCUUCCGCAGCACGCUACGACGAUAGCGGGGCACGGGCAAAUCCGCUUCGGGUGACUGGUCAUGCGCGGCUGUUUGCUGUGGAUUUAGGUUUGCAGGUGUCUGGUCACGGUGUCUGCCAUUGAGGCUGGAGAGCAGGCUCGCUGUGUGUUAAACGAGGCGAAUCCCAUCUAGGU
Messenger RNA from Chlamydomonas reinhardtii, 2611 nucleotides. RefSeq lists its product as uncharacterized. Lineage: Eukaryota; Viridiplantae; Chlorophyta; Chlorophyceae; Chlamydomonadales; Chlamydomonadaceae. The record is from RefSeq and is a predicted model, not a curated record. The transcript has 10 exons. The coding region runs from base 273 to 2492 and encodes 739 amino acids.